Messenger RNA from Leptonychotes weddellii (Weddell seal), 2558 nucleotides. NCBI's taxonomy places the organism in Eukaryota, Metazoa, Chordata, Mammalia, Carnivora, Phocidae. The record is from RefSeq and is a predicted model, not a curated record.
AUUCUUCCUUUAUUGACAUAGUUCCAGGUGCUCCUUCAGCUCCAAGGAGAGGGCGUGGGGGUCAUCGAGGUGGCAGGGGACGAUUUGGUAUUCGACGAGAUGGUCCAAUGAAAUUUGAGAAAGACUUUGACUUUGAAAGUGCAAAUGCACAAUUUAACAAGGAGGAAAUAGACAGAGAAUUUCAUAAUAAACUUAAAUUGAAAGAAGAUAAACUUGAGAAGCAGGAGAAGCCUGUAAAUGGUGAAGAUAAAGGAGACUCAGGAGUUGAUACCCAAAACAGUGAAGGAAAUGCAGAUGAAGAAGAUCCACUUGGCCCUAAUUGCUAUUAUGACAAAACCAAAUCCUUCUUUGAUAAUAUUUCUUGUGAUGAUAAUAGAGAACAGAGACCAACCUGGGCUGAAGAAAGAAGAUUAAAUGCCGAAACAUUUGGAAUCCCACUUCGUCCAAACCGUGGCCGUGGCGGGUACAGAGGCAGAGGAGGUCUUGGUUUCCGUGGUGGCCGAGGGCGUGGUGGUGGCAGAGGUGGUGCCUUCACCACCCCUCGAGGAUUUCGUGGUGGAUUCAGAGGAGGUCGUGGGGGCAGGGAGUUUGCAGAUUUUGAGUACAGGAAAGACAACAAAGUUGCUGCAUAGUCUACAAACAAGUCUUUGAAAAUAGGUGAAUUUCUAGCUCUUCAUGGUCCUGAGAAUUGGUUUCAGUCUUUGCGAAGAAUGAAGAAGUGAAUUUGCUGUAUAUUUGUCACCAGCACUGGGUUUUUGUUUGUUUGUUUGUUUGUUUUUCUGCUUAAUUUCAAAGAUACAAUGCAGUUACUUUUGGGGGGGAAGGCUCAUCUUAAAAAAUGAGCAUUAAAUAUAUUUGGAAUAGCAGAAGGUUAAGUAAUUUCUUAUGUAUAGUUAAACUACAGCAGUACUUCAAUGGGACUUAUAAGUAUUUUUUCAUCACUGAAAGGAUUUUUCUUAUCACUAAAUUGUAUUUGGCAAUUAUUGUAAGUUGCCUGCAGAUAGGGCCGUGAUACUGUGUUUUGAGCCACAGAAGGUUGUGUGUGUAUGUGUGUGUGUGUGUGCGCGCGCGCGCGUGUGUGUCUGUAUCUUUCUUUCUUUCUUUCUUUUUGGAAAUCCUGUAAUAUCCCCUUUGAGGUAGCUUAUUUGGUCAAUUAAUUAGGGUGCUGGAUGGUAGAGAAUUUUGUCAGUCAACUAUGUACACACAGUAAAUACUGUUUCUUAGGCAAAGGUAACUUUUUUAUAUAGUUGUAAAAUUCCAUUAUAUUCCUUUGCCAAAGAAACAUUAAGAACUUUGUAUAGCUGUAUAAAAAGCAACUAAUUUUUUAAAGAAUAAACAUUUUAAAGUCAGCAAACAUACUGUGUCCUUGCAGAAGUUGAUGUGCUGAGGAGCAGAGCUGUGGGUGGUGGGUCUUUUUUCAUAGCUUUCCAGGCUUGAGAUUUUUGAUUUUGAUUUUUUUUUUUUUUAAUGUUUGGAACAUAAAUGAAGAUUUGAUACAUUCUUCCAUUAUCUGAAAAGGAUAAAUUACUCAUACUCAUUGUAAGAGCUUCAUUUUGUAACAAAUGGCAUAUCACAGGAUUUGUCCAAAUAAUAAAUAUUUUCAGUAUAUGAAUGUAAAUAAUCAUAGAUAAGAAUAUACUUAGCUGUAUUUUCAAAUAAGCACCCUCCCCUUUUUUAAGAUAAUAAAACUGGGCAUCGAUUAACCUGUUCUUCCUGAUAUGCCUGGAAUUUUGUCGUGAUACCUUGAUUCAUUCCAUUAUAUUUCAAGAGAAUUCAGAGUGCUAGAAAUUAUUUUGGCAACCUAUAAGAUACCCUAACACUGGUCCUUGGGCCCAUGGCCCACAAAUGACUCAGUAAUAGAGUUCAUUGCUAAUUAUAAAUCACUAGUAAAUCUUUUUGAUAUUUUAAGCUAGGGUGGAAAAAAAAAAUCUGGCCACUUUUGUGUUUUUAUGAAGGCCAUGGAAUAAAGGGAUCCAAAGAUUUAAAUAUUUUUAUCUAUUUUGAUUUUUGUUAACUUUCUCCUUAAAGUAUUCAAUAGUGAUAAAGAUGUGGAAAACUGCACUGUAGGAGAAUUGGAAUAUUUAAAGAUGGUUGAUAUUUUUAAUUUUAAUUUUAUAUCUUUUGUAUAGCUCUACAAGGAAAUGUUUUGUAGUUUGGUUUCGUUUAAGGUCCAGUACUUGGCAGCCGUAGUUUAGAUAAUGUUGCUUAAUACUGUUUGCUUGCAUGUUAACAACAAAACCUUUUGGAGGACCCACAAAUCAUGAUAUUGAACACAUUUCCGAAGCAUUCUGAACAUCAAAGCAAGUGCUAUGAUAAUACCUAUGUAGACUGUUUGAGAUGUCCCGGGCCAGUUUCAAGAAAAGCUGUAAAUACCAGUUCUACGUGCUCUGAAAGUAUGAAUUCACGUGUUUUCCAAGCCCUCUGGGUCACUGACUAAGGCAUUUGGUGCCCCAAUAAUAACUGGCAGCAUGGCAUACCUGCAGUGCACCUUACAAUAUUAAAGCAAGGUUUUUAUUCUAAGACAGAAUAAAACUGUUAAAUAAAAAAUGUUCGUCAAA